Aureobasidium vineae is the source of this 1386-nucleotide messenger RNA. The record is from the annotation of a GenBank genome assembly. Lineage: Eukaryota; Fungi; Ascomycota; Dothideomycetes; Dothideales; Saccotheciaceae.
AUGUCAAGCACCCCAACCCGUCGCAAUGUUCUCUCGAACUCAUCAGCACGUCGAAACAUUCUGAUUGUGGGUUGCGGAAUCGCAGGCCCAGUGCUUGCAACCCUUCUGCUCUCCUCUCCCGCUCCCUCCGACGAACUUCCACAAAUCACAAUCCUCGAGCGCAAUACAGCUGCCCUGGGCUCUGGUCAGAACAUCGAUAUCCGCGGGCUUGGAAAACAUGUGAUCAAAGAACUUGGCCUGACAGAAGAAAUCAAGAAAGCCACAACCGGUGAAGAAGGCGUCAAGAUUGUCGACGCAGCAAACAGGAUCUGGGCACAGAUGGCCGCCGACAAGACUGGAAAAGUCGAGACUGGGACUUCUGAUGUUGAGAUCCUGCGCGGCAGACUCGCGGAGAUUCUUCUGGGCCAGGCCAAGAGAGUCAGCAAAGGUGUCGAAGCAAGAGGUGGCAAGGGUGUGGAAUUCAUCUUCAGCGACAGCAUUCAAGGGUUGGAUCAAGAUGACAAUAAGGUGUAUGUUCAGCUUGCCAACGCAGGNCAAAGAACAUUCGACUACGUCGUUGGUGCGGAUGGUCUGCACAGCAAAACUCGAAGGCUGGCCUGGGGCGCAGAGCAGGAGGGAUGCUUGAAGCCGCUGCACGUGUAUGGUGCUUUCUUCAGCAUCAACAAGGAAGCAGGAGAUGGAGACUGGCGAUCAUGGUUUCAUGCUCCUGGUGGCGUCAGUGUCAUGCUACGUCCCUCGGGCACNAAAGAGAAGAGCACUGUGCUUGUGCUUCUUGCCGACAAGGAGGGUUCCAUUGCAAAGGAAAUAGCAGGCAGUGGAAGGGACGUCUCAGCACAGAAGAGUCUGGUGCUGAGGAAACUCAAGGGAAUCGUUUGGCAAGAGCAGAGACUGAGAAACGCCGUAUCAGAGGCAGACGACUUCUACUUUGACACUACAGCGCAGAUCAAGUUAGACAAAUGGAGCAAGGGAAGAGUCGUCUUGUUGGGCGAUGCUGGGUACGUUUCUUGUCUUUCGCCUUGUUCUUUGAACACGACUGACAUGAUCACAGGCAUNUGCACUUCUCCUUUCUCAGGCAUGGGCACCACACUUGCAUUGGCCGGUGCUUAUUAUCUUGCCGGUUCCAUGGUCAACUGCAUGAAUCACGAAAAGGGCUUUGAGAGAUAUGAAAAGUCGAUGAGACCACUCGUGGAAAAAGCUCAGAAAUUGCCUCCUGGUAUGCCGCAUCUCAUUCAACCGCAGUAUGUAUGGGGAGUCUGGUUGCUCAGAUGUUUGGCCGCCGCAUUCCAUUGGUCUGGACUGAUCUAUCUGAUCGCCAAAUUCAAAAGGCAACCAGCGCGAGUGAACCACUUCAAGAAGUAUGAUUUCCAAAUCAAGAAGGAGCAAUAA